This is a messenger RNA of Cebus imitator (Panamanian white-faced capuchin), 1855 nucleotides long. RefSeq names its product RNA polymerase I subunit E (gene POLR1E). Gene Ontology annotation, biological process: transcription elongation by RNA polymerase I; nucleolar large rRNA transcription by RNA polymerase I; RNA polymerase I preinitiation complex assembly. Gene Ontology annotation, cellular component: RNA polymerase I complex. Bases 137 to 1372 code for a protein of 411 amino acids. The record is from RefSeq and is a predicted model, not a curated record. Lineage: Eukaryota; Metazoa; Chordata; Mammalia; Primates; Cebidae. Gene Ontology annotation, molecular function: DNA binding. The transcript has 11 exons.
CUUGCGCACUUUGGGCAGUGCCCGGCGGAACCACGCCUUUUCCGCUAACCGCGCGGCCUGCGCUUCCGGCGUGUUUGAAAGAGCUCUUGUGGUUGCUGCUAUCUUAACUCCUGUGCUUGGGGGCCAGACAGUCGAGAUGGCGGCAGAGGUGUUGCCGAGUGCGAAGUGGCUGUAUUGUGGGGCGCCCGCUGGGAGCCAGAGAGCUGCACUGGUCCAGUUCUCCAACGGGAAGCUGCAGAGUCCAGGCAACAUGCGCUUUACCUUGUAUGAGAACAAAGAUUCCACCAACCCCAGGAAGAGGAAUCAACGGAUCCUGGCAGCUGAAACAGAUAGGCUUUCCUAUGUGGGAAACAAUUUUGGGACUGGAGCCCUCAAAUGCAACACUUUGUGCAGGACACUAUUUGUAAGCCUUCCACUUGACUUUUCUUUCUGUCUGUUUUUGUCUGUUUUGAUAGAUGAAUCAAUUGAGAGUGAACUGGUACAAGAGAGUCAGACCAAAACUUACAGAGAAAAGAUGGAUUCUUGUAUUGAAGCCUUUGGUACCACCAAACAGAAACGAGCUCUGAACGCCAGAAGAAUGAACAAAGUUGGCGGUGAUUCUUUGAAUCGUGCAGUGGCUAAAGCUGCAGAGACUAUCAUUGAUACAAAGGGUGUGACUGCUCUGGUCAGUGAUGCUAUCCACAAUGACUUGCAAGAUGACUCCCUGUACCUUCCUCCCUGCUAUGAUGAUGCAGCCAAGCCUGAAGACGUGUAUAAAUUUGAAGAUCUUCUUUCCCCUGCGGAGUAUGAAGCUCUUCAGAGUCCAUCUGAAGCUUUCAGGAACAUCACAUCAGAAGAAAUACUGAAGAUGAUUGAGGAGAACAGCCAUUGCACGUUCGUCAUAGACGCACUGAAGUCUUUGCCAUCAAAUGUGGAGAGCCGAGACCGUCAGGCCCGGUGCAUAUGGUUUUUGGAUACCCUCAUCAGAUUUCGAGCUCAGAGGGUAGUAAAGCGGAAAAAUGCUCUGGGACCUGACAUUCCCCACAUCAUCAACACCAAACUGCUGAAGCACUUUACCUGCUUGACGUACAACAAUGGCAGUUUACGGAACUUAAUUUCGGAUUCUAUGAAGGCGAAGAUUACUGCAUAUGUGAUCAUACUUGCCUUGCACAUAAAUGACUUCCAAAUUGACCUGACAAUGUUACAGAGGGACUUGAAGCUCAGUGAGAAAAGGAUGAUGGAGAUAGCCAAAGCCAUGAGGCUGAAGAUCUCCAAAAGAAGGGUGUCUGUGGCCGCCGGUGGUGAAGAAGAUCACAAACUGGGCACCCUGUCCCUCCCGCUGCCUCCCGCCCAGACCUCAGGCCACCUGUCAAAGCGGAGGAAGAUUACCUAGAUGCCUGCUUUCCAGACAGAUUUUGGCUGCAUCAUAGCCACAGGCUGGUCCUAUUCAUUUCCAUUCUUAUUUUUUAAAAAGGAAAGGUCCGGGCAUGGUGGCUCACACCUGAAAUCCCAGCAUUUUGGGAGGCUGAGGUGGGAAGAUCACUUGAGCUCAAGAGUUCGAAACCAGUUUGGGAAACAUAGGGAGACCUUGUCUCUACUGCAAAAAAUAAAAAAAUAAAAAGUCAGGCCUGGUGGUGUGUGCCUGUAAUCCCAGCUGAGGCAGGACAAUUACUUGAGCUUGGGAAAUCAAGGUUGCAGUGAGCUAUGAUUGCGUGGUCACACUCCAGCCUGGGCGAACAGAGAGAGACCUUGUCUCUAAAAAGUAAAAUAAGGAAAAAAAGAAGCGUUGCUUUGGCACAGGUAUGAAGCCAGAAGCCAGCAUCUCCACUGUGCUGUCCUAUGCAGAGGUAUAAAGUGAUGGCCAGGUUGGACUUCA